Messenger RNA from Penicillium subrubescens, 687 nucleotides. RefSeq lists its product as uncharacterized. NCBI's taxonomy places the organism in Eukaryota, Fungi, Ascomycota, Eurotiomycetes, Eurotiales, Aspergillaceae. The transcript is spliced from 2 exons. The record is from RefSeq and is a predicted model, not a curated record. Bases 228 to 476 code for a protein of 82 amino acids.
CUCGCUUGCCCCGGCCGGUAAGAUAAAUUGGGGUUUUCAAACAUACAGUACUCCGUACUGUAAAACGCAACAAUCAACUAUUCCGCGCUGUAAGCAAUGCUCAAAAAAGUACGAGGCCAAAGCGCGCCACUAGACAGGUAUAAUAAGCUCGUACAGUCCCAAUGCCUACUUGUGUAUGUACCAACAAAUCUUGCUUAUAAGGGAACUUCCCAAAAAUUUCCAUCAUUAUGCCCAUUGAAAAGAUCUCUUAUGCCAAAGGUCACCAAAAAAGCGACUCUGCAGAUAAGGCAGUCAAGGAGCAUGGUAAAGGGUUGGAGAAUAGGGGAGCGUAUGAGGCGUACAUCCGAUCAGCACCCACGGGAACCUGGCAUUCGAAUGACAACGACCCCAAAGAGCAUUUGACGGUUGACUAUAAGAAGGAGGAUGGAGCACAUGUGACUACACACCAUGUGUACAGACCCGAAAGUAACAAGUAGGGUCUGAUUUCUCAAGAUUGCAACUUUUCAACGGUCUCUCCUCAUAUGGGAAGUUAUUAUGGGUUUCAACCACUCGAUACCAGUGUGCUCAAGUGGAGAGAUCGCAUGGGCAUAUUUAAGCUAGACCUGAGUCUAGACGCUGUCAACGAAUGGAUAAUAGCCAAAUUGGACUUAGUUCACCAAACCUCCACGCUUCAAUAUCAAACCUUGC